GAUGCCGCUCUAUAAAUAAGACCCCGCGGCCUGGCUAUCUCAUUUUCUUCCGGCCUCCUCUUCCUCGCGCGGCGACACUCCCCCACCGAUUUGAAGCGUGCGGAGCGAGCGAAGCAGCGGCGGGACAGAUGGCUCGUACCAAGCAGACUGCUCGCAAGUCCACGGGAGGGAAGGCUCCCAGGAAGCAGCUUGCAACCAAGGCUGCUCGUAAGUCGGCCCCCACCACUGGAGGAGUGAAGAAGCCUCACCGCUACCGCCCUGGAACUGUUGCCCUCCGUGAGAUCCGGAAGUACCAGAAGAGCACUGAGCUGCUGAUCAGGAAGCUGCCCUUCCAGAGGCUUGUCAGGGAAAUUGCACAGGACUUCAAGACUGAUCUGCGUUUCCAGAGCCAUGCCGUGCUUGCCCUCCAGGAGGCUGCUGAGGCAUACCUUGUUGGGCUGUUUGAGGACACCAACCUGUGCGCCAUCCAUGCUAAGCGUGUGACCAUCAUGCCCAAGGACAUUCAGCUGGCAAGGAGGAUCCGUGGCGAGAGGGCCUAAUCCCCCCCUCAAAUCAUUGUGACAAAAAUGAAGUCUUGUGUCGUAGCAAUGAAUUUAAUCUGGUGCCGUUGUAAGGACAUAUGAGUAGGGUUUGUUUUGUGGAUCAUAAGUUUCUCUACUGCCGCACUAUGUGUUGCUGCUACCUUUGCUGGUGUUAUUACUAGUGUCGAAUGCUUAAAUUGUCUAGUCAUGUAAUGCGCUGACAGUCUGUGACGUGUAUGCGAUGUAGGCACUGACUAGUAGUGUUGUCUGCGCUGCUGGAUCUUGCGCCUCAUUGCUGUGGCUGAUUUGUUCGUUAAUGUCAAGAAUUGUGUUACAGUGAGUGUAUA
Sorghum bicolor (sorghum) is the source of this 868-nucleotide messenger RNA. RefSeq names its product histone H3.3. Gene Ontology annotation, molecular function: DNA binding; protein heterodimerization activity; structural constituent of chromatin. The transcript is spliced from 5 exons. Gene Ontology annotation, cellular component: nucleosome. The coding region runs from base 129 to 539 and encodes 136 amino acids. NCBI's taxonomy places the organism in Eukaryota, Viridiplantae, Streptophyta, Magnoliopsida, Poales, Poaceae. The record is from RefSeq and is a predicted model, not a curated record.